CAGGGACGGACUGACCAUUUGGAAACUCGGGCACUGCCCGAGGGCCCGGGUCAGUAGGGGGCCCCAUGAGAUGCCCCUGGUACCUUUUUCAUAGGCUUUUUUGAGUUUGGGCAAGGACACAGGGGCCCCAUGAUCCCCUAUUGCCCGGGGGCCCCAUGAGUUGUCAGUCCGCCCCUGGUAGGGUGCUGAACAGUGCUGGCCAUCAGUGCCCAGCAGUGCUGCCAUCAGUGCCAGACAGUGCUGCCAGCAAUGCUGCC
This is a messenger RNA of Staurois parvus, 257 nucleotides long. NCBI's taxonomy places the organism in Eukaryota, Metazoa, Chordata, Amphibia, Anura, Ranidae. The record is from the annotation of a GenBank genome assembly.